Sorex fumeus (smoky shrew) is the source of this 2178-nucleotide messenger RNA. It is a transcript of the gene LMBRD1, whose product is annotated as LMBR1 domain containing 1. Bases 203 to 1831 code for a protein of 542 amino acids. Lineage: Eukaryota; Metazoa; Chordata; Mammalia; Eulipotyphla; Soricidae. Gene Ontology annotation, biological process: protein localization to vacuole. The record is from RefSeq and is a predicted model, not a curated record. Gene Ontology annotation, cellular component: vacuolar membrane. The transcript is spliced from 16 exons.
GGCGCGCCCCGCCCCCUCCCGCCCCAGCGCCAGGGGACGCUCUCGGGCCGGGUCUCCUUGGCAACCAUUAGCUCCGCCCCUCUGGCCCUUUAACCUUUAGGGUGCGCGGCGGCCGCGGCCCUCUCACUCUUCCCCCUUCUCUCCCCCCUCCCUACCCUUCCCCACCCCCUGCCCUCGGGGCCGUCGGGAGCCGGAAGCGAAGAUGGCGGCGGCGGCGGCCGGCGCGGCGUCGGCGGACCUGGUGAUCGGCUGGUGCAUCUUCGGCCUUUUACUCCUGGCUAUUUUGGCAUUCUGCUGGAUUUAUGUUCGCAAAUACCAGAGUCAGCGAGAAAGUGAAGUUGUCUCCACUAUAACGGCAAUUUUCUCUCUGGCAAUUGCACUUAUUACAUCGGCACUUCUACCAGUUGAUAUAUUUUUGGUGUCAUAUAUGAAAAAUCAAAAUGGUACAUUUAAGGACUGGGCUAAUGCCAAUGUUAGCAAACAGAUUGAGGAUACUGUAUUAUAUGGCUACUACACCUUAUAUUCUGUUAUACUCUUCUGUGUUUUCUUCUGGAUCCCUUUUGUUUACUUCUACUAUGAAGAAAAGGAUGAUGAUGAUAGCAGUAAAUGCACUCAAAUUAAAACAGCACUCAAGUAUACUUUGGGAUUUGCGGUGAUUUGUGCACUUCUUCUUUUAGUUGGUGCUUUUGUUCCUUUGAAUGUACCCAAUAACAAAAAUACUACAGAGUGGGAAAAAGUGAAGUUCCUAUUUGAAGAGCUUGGAAGUAGCCAUGGUCUAGCUGCGUUGUCAUUUUCCAUUAGUUCUCUGACCUUGAUUGGAAUGUUGGCGGCUAUAACUUACACCGCUUAUGGUAUGUCAGCACUGCCUUUAAAUUUAAUAAAAGGGACUAGAAGUGCUGCUUAUGAGCGUUUAGAAAACACAGAAGAUAUUGAAGAAGUGGAGCAACAUAUCCAAACGAUUAAGUCAAAAAGCAAAGAUGGUCGACCUUUGUCAGUAAGGGAUAAACGCUCCUUAAAACAAUUUGAAGAAAGGUUAAGAACACUUAAGAAGAGAGAGAGACACUUAGAAUUCAUUGAAAAUAGCUGUUGGACAAAAUUCUGUGGCGCCUUACGUCCCCUGAAGAUCAUUUGGGGAAUAUUUUUUAUUCUAGUUGCAUUGCUAUUUGUAAUUUCUCUCUUCCUAUCAAAUUUGGAUAAAGCCCUGCAUUCAGCUGGCAUAGAUUCUGGUUUCAUAAUUUUUGGAGCUAAUCUGACUAAUCCACUGAAUAUGCUUUUACCAAUACUACAAACAGUUUUUCCUCUUGAUUAUAUUCUUAUAACAGUUAUCAUCAUGUACUUUAUUUUUACCUCAAUGGCGGGGAUUCGAAAUAUUGGCAUCUGGUUCUUUUGGAUUAGAUUAUACAAAAUCAGAAGAGGUAGAACCAGGCCCCAGGCACUCUUGUUUCUCUGCAUGAUACUUCUGCUUAUCGUACUUCAUACUAGCUACAUGAUUUAUAGCCUUGCUCCUCAAUAUGUUAUGUAUGGAAGCCAAAAUUACUUAAUAGAGAGCAAUAUAACUUUUGAUGGCCAUAAAGGCAAUUCUACUCCUGUGCCAAAGAGAUGUGAUGCAGAUGCUCCUGAAGAUCAGUGCACUGUUACCCGGACAUACCUGUUCCUUCACAAGUUCUGGUUCUUUAGCGCUGCGUACUAUUUUGGCAACUGGGCCUUCCUUUUGGUAUUCUUAAUUGGAUUAGUUGUGUCCUGCUGUAAAGGGAAGAAAUCAGUCAUUGAAGGAGUAAACGAAGAUGAAUCAGACCUAAGUGAUGAUGAGCCCUCUGCCUAUUCUGUCUGACAACCUUCUUUCUCAAAGUGUUUUUUUUAAGCUGAGUGAAUACCUAUAUGCAUUUUUAAAGUAUUAAACUAACAUUAGAAUGAAUCAACUAGCUUUCAUCAAACAUGGGAGCAUGGCUAUUAAAAAAACUAUUUUUUAUGUUUUCUGAAGUAACAGUAUUGUAUCAUAGAUUAACAUUUAAAUUUGCUGUAAUAAUACUGUGUAAAUAUAAAACUACUGGCUUAUGAGGGAAUGUUUGUAGACAUUUUUUCCUCCAAUGUAUAGUAGUAUUAAAUUUAUUAAAAUCUCCCAGAAUUAAUAUUCUCUUUGUUACUUUCAAAAAACAAAAUUAAUCACUUGUAUCUGUG